This is a messenger RNA of Staurois parvus, 319 nucleotides long. The record is from the annotation of a GenBank genome assembly. Lineage: Eukaryota; Metazoa; Chordata; Amphibia; Anura; Ranidae.
AUGUAUGUGAAAUGGUUUGAUACAGUAAUGUUUUACUAUGUGAUUUUAGUGUAUUGAGUGAAUGUCACUUUUUGUCAUUUUCAAAUUUCCCGCCGUUCCAUCCCCCGUACGUCCCGACGCUCGCAGGGGACGGAACCCAGAUGACAGAUGCCGGCAUCCGUCGGAUUACAUUGCCGGGGACACUGCAGGAGGGACAUUGCGGGAGCGCAAAACAAGGUAAAGUGAAGAACAGAUGCCGGAGCAGCGCCGCAUGGUAAGCCCGAGUGUAGCUCGGGGUUACCGCUUUUGCUACACUCGGGAAUACCGUCAGGGAGGCUAC